This is a messenger RNA of Pipistrellus nathusii (Nathusius's pipistrelle), 300 nucleotides long. Lineage: Eukaryota; Metazoa; Chordata; Mammalia; Chiroptera; Vespertilionidae. The record is from the annotation of a GenBank genome assembly.
AUGGGGUCCCCCACUCACAGCUCUUCUGUCCCCUCCUAUACUUUGUUUCUGGAUCUUCCUCCUCCUCCACCUGAUACCUUGUUCUCACUCUGGCGCCAGACUUUAUGCCUACACCAUCUACUUGUCAAGGAGACAUAUCAGCACUGCUUGAAGCCAGACCAGCAAGCACAGAUGCCACUUGUCUCUUCCUGUGGGAAUAUUGGCUCUGCAGAACCCAUUUUUUCUCAGUUUUGGUACCAGGGUUUUUUAACCUCCCAUAACACAUUUAUUAUACAAAAUUGGGGGUAUGCCCUCUUCUAG